UAAAAAUAAGACCGCGGCACAUCGGUCUUCCUAAGGGACAGUGUGGCUGCUUUUCAUUUUUCUCUUUUUUUCUAUGUCGCAAGAAUUGGGUAAAAUAUUGGUAGACGUUAAUUUUGGCAGUGGUUAAGGGAUCUCUGCAACGACUGCAUCUGACAAAGUGGUGUCGGUGUCGUGGUUAAUCUGAGCCUGUCAAAGGCGCAGCCAGCAGGCUUCGCCGUCCAUCAGGUAUAUCGGUUUUACCCCGUCAAGCAUGAUGGAAUCCUGUUUGAGCCUGAAACCGGAACGAGCGGAGUCCGUGGUUGUGGAGGAUCUGAAGAAGGACCUGUUGGCCGACUUCUCCGCUAUACCUUCUGGUGUGACAGAGAAAGAACAUUUGCAGGUUUACCUUCGGGUCCGUCCGUUUACGUCUGCGGAGCUUGACAGUGGUGAAUCACAGGAAUGUGUCAAGAUCGAACUCCCAGACACCGUUUUAUAUAAGGCUCCAAGACCGUCCCUGUCUGCACGGUUAAGUGAUAAGUCUGUUUCUCAGACUGCUCAGAGAUUUCAGUUCUCACAGGUCUUUGGUCCAGAAACAACACAGAAGGAGAUAUUUGAUGGCACAGUUAAAGGUCUCGUCAAAAAUGUUCUUGAAGGUGGAAACACUCUGGUGUUCACAUAUGGAGUUACCAAUGCUGGGAAGACCUUCACAUUUUUAGGUUCCGAUUCGGAUGGUGGAAUUCUGCCAAGGUCUUUGAACUUGAUCUUCAGCAGCAUCGAAGAACGCAUCUACACGCAGAUGAACAUCAAGCCUCAUCGAUGUCGAGAAUUUACAAGGCUGACUAAAGACCAGCAGGAUGAAGAAACUGCAAACAAAAGAAAUAUUAUGAGGUUUUUCAAAGAGAGUGAGUGCCAGAAAAGCAUGACCAGCCAGCAGAGUACCUGCAGAGCAACCCUGCUUGAAGGAUCGACAACGAGCAACACUGGUGUAUUUGCGGAGGAGAAUAGCUUCAGUCUGGAUGUGGACAGUCACACAAAGUUUUCAGUCUGGGUUUCUUUUUGUGAAAUCUAUAAUGAAAACAUCCAUGACUUGCUCGAGCCUGUUUCGGGCAGUUCAAUGAAGAGGAGUAUGUUACGCCUGUCUCAGGAUGUCAAGGGCAAUUCUUUUGUGAAAGAUCUCAAGUGGAUUCAAGUAAAUGAUGCAGACGAAGCCUACAGAGUCUUAAAACUUGGCAAGAAGAAUCAGAGCUUCUCCUGUACGAAACUCAACAACCUUUCGAGCAGAAGUCACUGCAUAUUCUCCAUUCGGCUGAUUCGCAUAGAAGACGUGGGGAUUCCCCGUGUCCAUACAAUCAGCGAGUUAUCACUGUGUGAUUUAGCAGGUUCAGAGAGAUGCGGCAAGACCCAUAAUAAAGGUGAUCGCUUGAAAGAGGCCGGCAACAUCAACACUUCGCUGCUGAUUCUCGGAAAAUGCAUUAAUGCAUUAAGGCGCAACCAACAAUCAAAAUUCCAGCAGCACGUCCCCUUCAGAGAGAGCAAGCUAACCCAGUACCUGCAGGGCUUCUUCUGUGGCAGGGGAAAAACCUGCAUGAUUGUCAACGUCAACCAGUGUGCCUCCAUGUUCGAUGAGACCCUGAAUGUCCUGAAGUUUUCUGCUGUCGCUCAGAAGGUGGUCGUCCUCAACACCAAGCCUCUCCCCGUCGUUCCCAAGAAGUCUGUGAGGGAGGUAUCGUUCAUCAUCGAUAGUGCUGACCAAAGGAACCUGUGGGCCAAGCGGAAGAGUUCUUUAGUUGGCUGGGAGAGGAGUUUGGAGGAUGUCCAAGAAGAUGAUGAUGAUGGUGGUGGUGGUGAUGAGGAUGAUGAUGCUGGUGGUGAUGAGGAAAGCUACGCCGAGAGUAUGAUGGAAGACACUAUUCAAGAAGCAGAUGAGACAGAAAUUGAAAGGGAAACGUACAGCAAGUUGGUGUCUCUGACACAGGAACUGCAGGCAAAGCUUUGUAAAGCAGAAUCUGAGAAACUGACGCUAGAGAUAUGUAUUCGUGAAGAGGUCACCAAAGAGUUCAUGGAGUUAUUUUCCAAUAUGGAAAAGGAUUACAACGAGCGUCUCUUGAAAGAAAAGGAGAUCAUAGAGGAAAGGGCUGAGAAACGGAUGGAAAUUUGGAAGACCUUGGUGAACAGAAUUGCUGGUGAAGAGUCAAAGGAGGAUAAGCUGGUUUCCAUGGACGAGAUAAUCGAGACUAUGCAGGAUGACCUGGCUAAAAUUAAGAGGGAUGCAGAGGCAGCCCAUGUAUGUCUCAGUUUGCCUGAUCCGAGCAGCACUGUCGCCAGUCUGGAGAAACGGCUCGCCGACCUGUCGGAGGAACUUCUGAAAACGCAAGAGCUCCUCACUUUCAAAUCGAAUGAAACGCAGCAGACUUGUGACCAGCUAGAUGAAACGAAGAGGAAUCUGGAGGCCAAGACUCUGAAGUUUCAGGAGCUGAUGGAGAUCUGUCAAGAGAAGGAUGAUAUGAUCACCAAGUUACAAACCGCUAUGGACCAGCAUGUUGAAACAAUCACGAAUGGCAGGAUCUUUAUUGAUGAUAUCAAGGAGGAAAUGCUGCAGCUGCAGAAGAACUGCAGGUGUUUAAAUCGAGAAGGUGAGAGCUCCCAGAAAGAGGGCAAGAAGAGGUCAGGGAACUUCCCAACGGACCUCGACGGAGAGCCGCCCCUCAAGAAAGCUCUUGAGGAGGACCGGUGUGUCUCCCCCACCCAUACUGACAAACUGCAAACUGAGUGUGAUCAAAAAGACGUAGAGCUCAUGCAGUUGCGUGAGAAGUGCAAAGGACUGCAGGAGAGAAUGGAGUCUGCAGAAGCAGAUUUUCUCAAUGCCAUAACACUAAAGGACGAGCAGAUGGAUCAGCUUAAAGAGAGCCAGUUAUUGCUCGAGGGAAAAGUCGAGAAACUCGUCAAGGACUUGUUGGAGCAGACGUGCGCUUGUGAGACUGCUAAGGCAUCCCUGUGCGUGGAGCAGAAAGAGAAGGACAGACUUGCGGAAGAACAUGAAGCUCUGGGCAAAGAGAAAGAUGGGUGGCAGCAGGAAUCUAAGAACAUGGCUAAGAAGAUCGAUGCACUACAGCAAGAGCUUGAUGAGGAAAAGAGGAGAGUGGAGACAGUCACCGAGGAGUUAAAGGCUGCUAAAGUGCUCCUGGUGGAGCGCAAUAAUGAUUCUUGGGAGAAGGCAAAGACUAUAGAGUCCCUAACCAAGGAAACUGAUGCUCUUAAAAAGCAACUGGAAGAACAAGGAGCGCUCUCAUCGAGUGGGAACUGUGACCAUUUCCAUGAAACGAUGGCUGCCUUGCAGCAGGAGUGCGGGAAGGUGGUGAAGGAAUCUGCUCAGAAAACCCAACAGAUUGACGAUCUGGAGCGGGACAUCAACUCUUUGAGGAAGCAGGCAUCUGAGCAGGAGCAAAUCACUGGUCAACUGAAUGAAGACCUGGUUGACCUUAGAAAAGCCCAGGGUGAUCUGGCAGAGUUGGAAGCUGAAAGGAAAGCUGCUGCGGAAAUGAAGAGAAGCCACGCCGAGCUGGAGGUGCGGGUAGCGGCCCUUGAGGGUCAGGUGGCGGAGCUGGAGGAGCAAGUGAAGGUGGCCGGAGCGAACGCCUCAAAAACAGCUGACCUGGAGAAGCAGCUUCUGGAGAAGGAGACCCAGAUGGUGGCCCUACGCGCGACUUUGAGUGAACUCCAAGAAAAGCUUGCCGCCGUGGAGUCUGAGUGUCUACAGGAGGCCAGGCGCAAGGAGGCAGAGCGACGACGGGACCUGCUGAAAGCGGCGGAGGACGCCAUCGCUGAGAAGGAUGCUGAACUGGCCAGGAGGGCAGAGGAGCUCUCAAGGAUAAAGGAGGAGAUGAUCAGCAGUUCAGAUAAAGUCAAAAGCCUGAUGCUUGAACUGCAAAGAAAAGAAGAUGAUGACCUUAAGGAAAAGCUAGCUGAUUCCAAAAAGCAGAUCCAGCAAGUGCAAAAGGAGAUUGAAUAUCUGCGUGAAGAGCAAACAUCUCUCAAACGAAAGCUGAACGAAUCGGAGAAAGCGAAAAGCCAGCUUCUGACAAAUCUGAGCAGCAAAGACACCCUAAUCCAGCAGUUGAAGAGCGAACAGGCCAGUGAUGCCAGAUCCAAGGAAGAUCUGCAGAGGUACCAGAAAUCCUGUGAUGACCUUCGAGCCAAGGAGCAGAUUAUUGAAAACAUGCGGCUUGCGUUAAAAGAACAAGAGGACACUCAGGAGGAGCAAGACCGAGUUCUGGAAGCUCAGCUGGAGGAAAUAGAUUCUUUAAAUGAACAGCUACAGAAGCUGAAGGAAAACGUCCCGCCGGAGCGCAAUGAAGGUGGAGAAUCCGGCAAUUCGGAAGAAAGCAGUUUAAGUCAAUUUCUAGCUGCAAAACAAGAAAUCGAUCAACUCAAAGAGACGCUCGAGCUCACUAAAGAGAAGUUACAGGCCGACAGGAAGACGUGGCAUGAGGAGAAGAUUAUCCUGAUCGGUCAUGCAAAGGAGGCCGAGGAGAAGAGGAUCCAGGAGAUGAAGAAAUUUGCAGAGGACCGUGAGCGCUACGCCAAGAUGCAGACUGCAAUGGAGAAGCUCUCAAGGCAACUUUCUGACAAGGAUGCCGACCUUGCGAAGUGGAGGAAGGAGCGGGACUCACUGGUCACAGCCCUGGAAGUUCAGCUGACAAAGCUUGCAGCUAUCAAUACAAAGAAAGACGAACAGAUUACUGAGCUCUUAAAAAAAUGCAGUCUUCUGCCACAAGAGACCAACGACAAAAUUGAAAGUCUUCAGCACAUCUUAUCGGUGAAAGAAUCAGAAAUCGCAGCAUUAAGGGAACAACUGACUGUGGUUUCAAAUAAUGGCCAAGAAACGUCUCCUGUAUCCAAGAGGCGCGGGGAGUUGAGAAAAUCGACUGGCAAAAAUGAACCACCGGUUAGCAGUAAUACUAGACAAAACAUUAGGAGCUGUCAGGCUUCUGAGGAACAGGAGGCAUCCGUGCUGGACUCCUCUGAGAUCUCCACGGAGAGCGGGAGGACGAGCCGCUUCCCCAAGCCCGAGCUGGAGAUCCAGUUCACGCCGCUGCAGCCCAAUAAGCUGAACCUCAGGAGGCAGGGCGGUGACUCGGUGACAGUCAAGAUCACCAGGGCGGCCAGGAAGAGGAAGAGCACUGAAAUGGACAAGGAUGUGGUGGACAGUGAAAACAAGAAGAAUAACAUGAGAAUCACUAGGAUGAACAAGGACUAUGAGAAGUCUCUGUCUAUUCCCAAGAAAUCACCAGCUGCAUUCAGCAGAAACACACACACGAAACGAGAUGAGUCCCAAUCAACUCUGAGGAACAGGAAAGAUGGGGCUUUGCAGAAGAUCGGAGACUUCCUGCAGAGUUCCCCAAAUCUGCUUGGGAGCAAAGCUAAAAAGAUCAUGGAGCUUGUGCAGUCGAAAUCACCUGAACCGGAGGGUGACUCAACAAUUGGCCUGAAGCCAAAGAAGUCAAAACGAAAACUUUAUAAAACUGAAAUCUCAUCUCCCCUUGACAUCCCAUCCAACCCAAUCAUUCUUCCUGAUGAAGAGAAAGAGAGUGAUCAUAUUAUUAUCAAAAGAAGACUCAGGACCAGAACAGGCAAGAAAUAUUGACCAGGCUAUCGAUUACUCGAUACUUGUUUAAAAUUGUAAUUUCUUAUGUAUUAACAAGUAGAUCCUGUGUUGCUGAGAACUUUGCACUCUGACUUAAACCUAGAGACCAUUUCUUGGAGAGAUUUCUACGGUUAUGAAAGUACAAUGACAGGCAAAGUCUUUAAAAAAAACAAGCUAUUCCUUUGUCAUGUGACAUUUUUGAGUUUGUCUUGUCUGGAACAAAUUUUCAUAGUUGUAGCAUAAAUCAUUUGAUGUUAAUUUGCCAUUUUAUAUUAUUUUAUUUAAUUUUUAAGAAAAUAUAUGUACAUUUUUCAAAUGUUUUCACAUCCAUGCUGUAAUCGUUGAUUGUAUUAUUUGUAUGCGUUGUAUGUGGGCUGCUGUAAGUUCUGUGUAUUGAGGCUCGGCAGAAUGAAGAGAUGUGAACAAGUAACACGUUUCCCCCUCUUUCAUCUCAAUUUGAACAAACUUUGUGUUUCGAUUCCAGAUCAGGAAGCUUUAUGCUGUGGUGUCUGGUGAACAUGUAUGUCUGUGUAUUUUGUUGAUCAGGUUUCGUAGAAUAUGUCCUACAACAAGGAAUCCAGAGUCGUUAUUUUCUCGGGGUUCCCGAGACCUUCGCUGGUGUUUUCAAUAAAGCAGCGAGUGUUAUCUCUGA
Paramormyrops kingsleyae is the source of this 6275-nucleotide messenger RNA. It is a transcript of the gene kif20ba, whose product is annotated as kinesin family member 20Ba. Gene Ontology annotation, biological process: mitotic spindle assembly; microtubule-based movement; spindle elongation. Gene Ontology annotation, cellular component: nucleus; mitotic spindle; spindle microtubule. The record is from RefSeq and is a predicted model, not a curated record. NCBI's taxonomy places the organism in Eukaryota, Metazoa, Chordata, Actinopteri, Osteoglossiformes, Mormyridae. Gene Ontology annotation, molecular function: ATP binding; microtubule binding; plus-end-directed microtubule motor activity.